AUGCAGCGGGUCGCCAAGGUCGCCCGGGCCUGGCAGCAGCAGCAAACCCGUUCCUACAGCCUUCUGGACAAGCUAUCCAAGACGGCCAAGGAUGCAGUGAACAAGACCAAGUCGGCGGCCGAGGACCUGCAGAAGAGCACAGGCGGCGCUGAGCGGCUGCAGCAGCUCAAGGAGCAGGCGGCGGCGGCCACAUCCACGCUGGGCGAGCGGGUGCAGCAGGCAGCCAGCAGCGCGCAGCAGCUAGCAAAGGAGACCGUGGAAGAGCUGAAGAAGCAGAGUGCCACGGGUGCUAGUGGCGGCAGCGCAGCCGGCGGCGCCUCGGCUGAGCAGCAGCAGGCAGCGGGCGAGAGCGCCGGCGGCGCAGGGACAGAGGCCGGGAGCAGCAGCGCUGCCAGCGGCGCAGGGCACGCAGGGGAGCAGCAGCAGCAGCAGCAGGGCAAGCAGGCAGCGUCAGGGCCGGCGGGCGGCGCCUCGGCCGCGGCGGCGCCCGGGCUGGCGCAGCGUCUCAAGGGCUUUGCCUCGGCGGCGGCGCAGGAGAUCGCGCGCGUGGUGCAGAGCGAGCAGGGCUCCAGUUCAGCGCUGCGAGGCUCCUCCGCCAAGGCCGCUGAGGUGGCAACAGCUGGCACCGACGCGCUGGCGGUGUCCAAGCAGCAGCAGAGCGCCUGGCAGCGGCAGUUUGAAGACAUGGCGGGCAAGCUGGGCUCGCACCCCUUCUUUGCCCGCAUGCGGGGCCUCAACCUGGGCGCCAACCCGGUGUUCUCCAAGGGCCGCGAGGCGGCGGAGAGCAUCCGGGAGCGGUGGGAGACGAGCGACUCGCCGCUGGUGCACCGCAUCCAGGACGCCGUGGACAGCCUGCAGACGGAGGGGGAGCAGGCGCGGGCGCUGCGCGAGAUCCGCGCCCGCGACCCAUCCUUUGACAUGGUUGCAUUCCUGAGGGGGCUGCGCGCCGACGUGCAGACGGUGGUCAAGGCCUACCUUGAGUCUGAUGAGGGCGGCCUGGUGCCCGACCCCACGCUGCUGGACACAAGCGAGGUGGAGCUGGUAGACAUCAAGUGGCUGGAGGAGGAGCCCAUCGUGGUGGUGCAGUUCACCUGCCAGCAAAUCAACUGCACACGCGACUCGUUCGGCAACGUGGUGGACGGCAAGCCCGACGAAGUGCACAGGCGGGUUGCGGGUUGGUGGGUGUAUUACUAUUGGGCGCUGCAGCAGGAGAGGCAGGGCUACGUGGGCGCCGACGGCGGCUACCACCCGCCGCGGUGGCAGCUGCGAGAGAUGCUCAUCCGCGGCAUGCACCACCUGCUCUAG
This is a messenger RNA of Chlorella variabilis, 1305 nucleotides long. RefSeq lists its product as hypothetical. Gene Ontology annotation, molecular function: protein-folding chaperone binding. The record is from RefSeq and is a predicted model, not a curated record. Gene Ontology annotation, biological process: protein import into mitochondrial matrix. Bases 1 to 1305 code for a protein of 434 amino acids. NCBI's taxonomy places the organism in Eukaryota, Viridiplantae, Chlorophyta, Trebouxiophyceae, Chlorellales, Chlorellaceae. Gene Ontology annotation, cellular component: mitochondrial inner membrane. The transcript is spliced from 9 exons.